Messenger RNA from Entelurus aequoreus (snake pipefish), 3249 nucleotides. RefSeq names its product sodium-coupled neutral amino acid transporter 3-like. NCBI's taxonomy places the organism in Eukaryota, Metazoa, Chordata, Actinopteri, Syngnathiformes, Syngnathidae. The transcript is spliced from 17 exons. Bases 357 to 1787 code for a protein of 476 amino acids. Gene Ontology annotation, molecular function: glycine transmembrane transporter activity; L-glutamine transmembrane transporter activity. Gene Ontology annotation, biological process: L-histidine transmembrane transport; glycine transport; L-glutamine transport. The record is from RefSeq and is a predicted model, not a curated record.
ACGGCUGGGUGUUCUCCUUCCCCUUCACUCCCUCCCAGUCUAAUCUCUCUCACUCUCUCCUUGCUCUACUCCCAAGGAGCUCUGGAGUGACUCUUGGGUCUAAAGCAGUAAUUAUACACAGCAAUUGUCGGAAAGCUGACCCUUCGUCCGUUUGCAGGACUUUGUAUCAGUGGAAAAGAAUAGGAGCAUUUGUUUUUUCACACCUGUGGUGUCCUGCAAAACAGUGCAAAUUGUGAGACUGUGAGUCCACUUGGGUCACGGGAUUAUCAAUUGGAAGGCGUCACAGUUCUGAGCACUUCCCGCAGCAAGGUGAGCUCUUGAAUCAGUCCGGCAAGUCUCCACUCCUAAUUAUCAGAAUGGAGCUUCAGAAGAUGAAUGGACACAGUCGAGAUGAUGGGUUUGAUGGCUUGGAUGCCAUGACUGAACAUGAGGAGUUUCUUCCACACAAAGCCGGGACCAAAAAAGAAACCCACUUUACAGAUUUUGAGGGGAAGACUUCUUUUGGAAUGUCCAUUUUUAACCUCAGUAACGCCAUAAUGGGAAGUGGAAUUCUGGGAUUGGCCUUUGCAAUGUCUAACACUGGAAUCAUUCUUUUCAUAAUCCUGCUUGUGUUCAUUGCUAUUCUAUCGGCUUAUUCGAUCCACCUGCUGCUGAAAAGUGCAGGAGUUGUUGGCAUCCGAGCCUACGAGCAGCUUGGAAACCGAGCUUUCGGUCCCGCGGGGAAGAUUUUAGCAGCUGUUAUCAUCACAGUACACAACAUUGGAGCGAUGUCCAGCUACCUCUUUAUUGUCAAGUCUGAGUUCCCGCUGGUAAUUCAGGCUUUUCUCGGCAGACAUGAAAACACGGGAGAAUGGUUCUUGAAUGGAAACUAUUUGAUCAUCAUUGUUAGCGCUGCCGUCAUCUUUCCUCUUGCACUCAUGAAACAACUUGGUUAUUUGGGUUACACAAGUGGCUUCUCCCUUUCCUGCAUGGUGUUUUUCCUCUUUUCGGUGAUUUAUAAGAAAUUCAACAUCCCGUGUCCACUGGAGGACAGUCAGAACCACACAUUUCUCACUGCUGACAACUACACGCUCACUGAGGGCGAUGAAGACGUCUGUGAUGCCCGGCUCCUUACCGCCAACUCACAGACAGCGUACACCAUCCCAAUUCUGGCCUUUGCAUUUGUCUGCCACCCUGAGGUGCUUCCCAUCUACACGGAGCUGAGAGAUGCCACCAAGAAGCGUAUGCAGAAUGUGGCCAACAUCUCCAUCUUGGCCAUGUUCAUCAUGUACCUGCUAACAGCUCUUUUUGGCUACCUCACCUUCUAUGGUGCCGUGGAGUCGGAGCUGUUGCAUACUUACAUCCGUGUGGACCCCCUGGAUGUCCUGAUGCUCUGUGUGCGCCUGGCUGUGCUCAUGGCGGUCACUCUGACUGUGCCUGUGGUUCUCUUCCCGAUCCGCAGAGCCAUUCUCCAGAUUGCAUUCCCUGACAAACCUUUUCACUGGGCCAGACACAUCGCCAUCGCAUUCUUCCUCAUGUUUUUGGUCAACCUGCUGGUCAUCUUUGUGCCCUCAAUCCGGGACAUUUUUGGACUCAUCGGAGCAACAUCCGCCCCCAGCCUCAUCUUCAUCCUGCCUGGAAUCUUCUACAUACGAAUCGUUCCGCCUGAACAAGAACCCUUUUUGUCAAGACCCAAAAUUCAGGCUGCAUGCUUUGCAGCUGUGGGAUUCAUCUUCAUGAUUGUGAGCUUGUCAUUCAUAUGCAUGGACUGGGUUAGUGGAGAGAACCGAGGCGGAGGUGGACACUAGACAGCUUGAGUGGCCCGGAGGUCCCAGCAAUAACAGUGUGUGAACCCAAGCCCUCCCUUUCCCAUCCUUUAACCCUGAAUGUUCUCCAGCAGCCAAUCAGCACAUGCUAACAUACAUUGACCCCUGAAAGGGUCGCAACAAUGGAAGAGAGAACACAGAAGCAUUUUCUGACUGAAAUCCCGCAAUAAGGAUAGUGCUUGUGGUAAAAAAAAAACUAAACAAAAACACAUGACUCAGAUGGGAAUCCCAUGAUGGAGGAUGUGCAUGUUCCGUGGAAAAGUUACGCAGACUUCAUCAUAUUUGCAGGAUAUCUGGUCAAACUGUUGCAGUUCAAAAUAAAUACGACAUUUAAUUUGGCACACGAAUGUUGGUGAAUAAGUUGAUGAAUGGUGAAAUGUGCCGCCUGAACCAGUGUGGGCUGUUGCCAUGGUAACCAUUUUCAACACAAAGCACGUUUUGUUGAUCGAUGUGACGGUGUCGUAACCUACUCUGACAGUUGUGUAAACCGUGCAACGUGAAGUGAUGCAAUUUGUGGGCUUUUGCUGCUAUAAAUGAAGGUCAGCAGACAAAUGCUAUCGUCUGUUGUCGGCAACCAAACAAUGCAGUUACUGUACAGGACAAUAUUGAGGUACGGAGUGUAACGCAGACGCUGUUCAGCAUCAACAACAUGUGGCUUUUAACACUGCGUUAGUCACACGGGGUCUUUGCACACUAUUUUGUUUUUCAUACUCGUAAUUCCUUGUUGGCAAAUGUUGUUCCCGCCCAGUACGUUCAUGACUAGGAGAGGGUGUUUGGAGUGGGGUCGAAAUAUUUGUAUGAUCUUUUUUUCCCCAUUGAUUUUGAACUUGGGCAGCACGGUGGUACAGGGGUUAGUGCAUGUGCCUCACAAUACGAAGGUCCUGGGUUUGAUGCCGAGCCCGGGAUCUUUCUCUCUGGAGUUUGCAUGUUCUCCGGGUACUCCGGCUUCCUCCCACCUCCAAAGACAUGCACCUGGGGAUAGGUUGAUUGGCAACACUAAAAAAAAUUGGCCCUAGUGUGUGAAUGUGAGUGUGAAUGUUGUCUGUCUAUCUGUGUUGGCCCUGCGAUAAGGUGGCGACUUGUCCAUGGUGUACCCCGUCUUCCGCCCGAAUGCAACUGAGAUAGGCUCCAGCACCCCCCGCCACCCCGGAAGGGACAAGCGGUAGAAAAUGGAUGAAUGGAUGGAUUUUGAACUUUUGUCUAUACAUUUAUUUAAGUGCUCCUAACUCCUGAUUGGCAAUCUCAGUAUAAGUCAUCAGGAAAUCGAUAUCGCUGUUUGGGUUGUUCAAAACGCCCUUGGUGACUAACGCAGGGUCAAAUGUCAAAUACGUCUGUUCUUUUUUUGUCUGUAAAUUUUGACUAAAAAUAUUUUAAGAUUGUUUCUUAUAUGUUGUUAAAUUAAUUUCACUUGAUUCUGUCAAUAAAACAUGUCUCAUUUGUACAA